AUGGCGGCUCCUAAUACCACAAUCAAGCGUUUGGUAAUCUGCUGUGAUGGCACUUGGAUGGACAGUGAUGAUGGCAUUCGAAAGCCAACCUUAAUCCCCUACAAACCCACUGCAUCCGUCCAAAUCCCUUCGAAUGUCACCAGGAUCAGCCGCGCUCUCAGGAAGCACGGCCUUGAUGGCGUUCCUCAGAUCAUCUACUACCAUUCCGGAGUGGGUACGUCGUCCACCAAGGUUGACAUGAUCACGGGUGGCCUGCUGGGUGUUGGUAUCUCCGAGAACAUCCGUGAAGUUUACAGCUUCAUCGCAGCCAACUACACGCCUGGAGAUGAGAUCGUUCUCAUUGGCUUUUCUCGAGGAGCUUUCACUGUUCGAUGCGUGGCCAGCAUGAUCAGCGUCAUCGGUCUUCUGACCCGCGAGGGCAUGGAGAACUUCUAUCCCAUCUUCAAAGACUACCAAAACUUCAAGAAUGAUAAGUAUCAUGACUUCUUCCCCGACAUACCGUUCUCGGAAAAGCCGAAGGGGCCCGAUGCUGCUCAGCUUUACAGGCAGAGACUUGAAAAGGUUCGUUCCUCGCCCCCGAAAACUGAUCCCAGUCUGACUGUUCAGAACGGCUUCACGAGACAUUACGAUCCUGAUGGCAGCAAGAUCAAAACACAUGCUGUUGCCGUGUGGGAUACCGUGGGCGCUCUCGGCAUCCCUAACAUCUCUCUGCUCGCCAAGCUUGGACUGCCCCAUUGUACCAUAGAAUACAAGUUCUUCGACACCAACCUAUCCGGUAACAUCAGGCAUGCUUUUCAGGCACUGGCCUUAGAUGAACGAAGAGCUCCUUUGAAGGCGGCAGUUUGGGAGAGAGAAGAUCGUCAUCAAACAACAGUCGAUCUGCGCCAGGUCUGGUUUCCAGGAGCGCACAGCAAUGUUGGAGGCGGAUACGACGACCAAGAGAUUGCCAACAUCAGUCUGGCUUGGAUGAUGGAUCAACUGGCAUCGAUCAACGUCUCAUUUCAGGACGAGUACAUUGACAAGAUAUUCAUCCAGAACGUUCGAUAUUACGAGGAUCACCCACAGCAACAAUCAAAACUCGGCAGUCUGAGAUAUCGCGAGCGCCAAUGGGCCCGCGAUGACAUCUACGAGAAGCAUAAGCCCGUUCGCCCUUGGGGACUCGGCAAGAUAUGGGACUCCAAAACUAGUCUCUGGACACUCGCAGGCACCGGAUUGCGGACACCUGGCCUCAAUAUGCGGGCAGACCCCGAGACGGGUGUGCUCACGAGAAUCCCCAUGCAAGAUACCAACGAGCGUAUCCACAGCUCUGUCCGGAUCCGCCUUGAUCUCGAUGGGCUGGGACUAGAUGAUAAAGGACUGUACAAACCUCAUGCUUUGGACAAGAAAUGGCGGCCUCGUCAGGUUGCCCUUGACGUCCGUGAUCCGAUUCCUUGGGACGCGACUUGGGGUCCUGGCACUCCUCGUCCAGAGGGAUCCGGUCCGAAUCAGGUACGCUGGGUAUGGGAGUACGUUGGACCAGAAGAUGAAGCUCCCGUAGAGCGAUACAUGGUUGAAGAGACUCUAGGUCCAUACGAGCGAAAGCUUCUUUUGCUGAACAAAGAUGAUCCUGUCAUCACGGUGGUUGCGAACCCCGCGUUAGCACGGUGA
Molecule: messenger RNA, 1647 nt
Organism: Drepanopeziza brunnea f. sp. 'multigermtubi' MB_m1
Lineage: Eukaryota; Fungi; Ascomycota; Leotiomycetes; Helotiales; Drepanopezizaceae
Source: RefSeq, a predicted model, not a curated record